Ichthyophthirius multifiliis is the source of this 336-nucleotide messenger RNA. RefSeq lists its product as hypothetical. The record is from RefSeq and is a predicted model, not a curated record. NCBI's taxonomy places the organism in Eukaryota, Ciliophora, Oligohymenophorea, Hymenostomatida. The transcript has a single exon.
AUGAUUAUUACCAUAUGGCUAAGCAAGCAUUUAAUAAUAUAUAAAAUAAGAAUUAAUUUCCAAUUAUAGUAGGAGGGACAAAUUAUUACAUAGAGACACUUUUAUUUAACUAAAAAAUAGAAAAAUCAAAUUUUGAUUAAGAACUUUAAGGCCAUAAAGAAGAACCAUAAUAUAUAGAAAUAAAAGAAAAAGUGUUAAAUAUGUGUUAAAAUUAAAGAAUAGAAGAAUUAAAAAAACUGGAUCCUCUUUUAGCAAAUAGACUACAUCACAAUGAUGAAAGGAGAACAAUAAAUUAUUUAAUAUAAGCCCUUUGUACAUAAGAAGCACCUUCUAUGA